AUGCUACUGGCGGCAGGGUGGAAAGAUGCUUCGUAUUUGGAUGCGUAUUGCAACCAAGUGAAGACUUGCACUGAGAUCGCACUGAACUGUGUGGAAUCCAACAGCCACAAAAGGCCCUGUAUUGAGGAUAUCAUCACUAUGUUGAAUGAAACAGAAGAAACUAUUGAUAAACUGUACCAGCACCUAUUUGUUGUCCAGCCUCCCUAUCUCUGCUUCCCCUUCGAGCCAGAUAAGCUGAUUCCAUGUCCAGUGCACCUGACCAACAACGCAGAUCAUGGCAUUUCCUUCAGGAUUCAGACAAAUACCCCAGACAUCUUUGCCAAUUCGCUCCGAGGCAUUGUGCCUGCACGAUCCACUCAGACUUACAUUUUGACGAUGCAAAAGCAACAGAAGCCACCCACAAACCUGGAUACGAUCCACAUCGAGAGCGUUGUAGCCCAAGUGGCCUUCUGGGACAUUGGCUGCUCUUUUACCAAAUUAGAAGCGGUUCAUGAUGAGUCGAAAGUAGUGAAGAUAACGAGCCUUUCUGAGUGUGCAAGCCAGCUAGCAUCCAAGGUAUUAUCCCUGAAUCCUACUUAUGCUACCAUAGACGUGCAUCCAUUGCAGCCAUGGGUUCUAAUUACGACAUGUGAGGCACCUGGCAUUGAAAUUUGGAACUACAAGACCAGGGCAAAGUUGGACCUGCCUUAUAUGCUUCCGCCGAUAGAAGAUGUGACGGUGGCCAAAUUUAUUGCACGCAAGCAAUGGUUUGUGGCCGGAGAUGAGGAUGGUUACAUUCAUGUGUAUUGCUACAGGGCAAUGCAGCAACUCACGUAUUUUCAAGCUGACGUACAUGGCAUAACGGACUUGGAAGUUCAUCCAACCGAGUCAUAUGUCCUGUCAGCUUCUUUGUCCGAGGGAAAUGUUAAGUUGUGGGACUGGGAAAAGGGCUGGGAAUGCACUCGAAUAUUUAAGUUUGUUGACUUUGACCCUGUCUAUGGAGUCACCUUUUUAAACAUAAAGGAUACGGAUACUUUUGCAGUUCAUGGCGGUGGCGGAAUAAUAAAGAUUUGCAGUCUUCGUUCUUCUGAAUUCAUAUUGUCAGAAUAUAAAGAUCCAGGUUUUAUAGCUUGCUUCGAUAUCUUUGCUAAUGGUGACCAGCUAUACUUGAUUACUGUUAACCCUGAUGGGACUGUCAAGAUUUGGAGCAUGCACACACAGAAUCUUGUUGAAACAGUCAAAGACGCACAUUUUAGUCCAGUGAACGCAAUCUGUUCCGAUUCCGAGCAUGCAGUACUAGUUACUGGUUCAGUUGAUGGAACUGUUUGUCUAUGGAACCCAAAUACCCUCAGGCCUGAGAGGACGUUUAACUUUGGCCUAGAACGUGUUAAUGAUGUAAAAGUAUGUACGGAUAGCUCAAGAAGUUACAGGGUAGUAAUUGCACACGAGAACGGAUUGGCAAUGAUAGAAAUGGACGGAAAUGAUCCAGUUGUUGCUAACACUGGAAGCAGCAGUAAAGUAGAAAAUGAUUUGGUCGGCUCAAGAAAAAGAAAACGACCAGAGGAUGACCGGGCGGAGAUCAAAAAUGAAGAAAACGAUUUUAUACAUUCUGUCACGGAUACUGGUAAUGUGGCAGAGCAGAUGCAGGGCAACGGACAGACGGAUGAAGAGAUGAACUCUGUCUCCAGUAAGCUGCUCGGCGUUUACCCCGGGAAGCUUCAGCUACCAUUUAAGGCCAAUCAGCUGACCUCUUGUUCACUAAAGCUGACUAACACGACAGAUGACCACGUUGCUGUUAGGCUUCUGACAAAGUGCCCCAAGAGGUACAUAGCAAAGAUGCCACUCUGUUGCAUCGUGCCGCCAAAGUGCAUCUACACACUCAUAGUGACAGUUAGCGAUCAGAAGAAGAGAUCCCAGCUGAGCAGUGACGAGUUUCUCACCCUAGAGAGCACCAUUUGCUUGGAACAAGAUAUUGUUGGGCUGCAGAAUGCUAAUCUAAACUCAGAAGCCAUCGAGUUUAGCAAUUUUUUUAAACAAGCGAAAGACAUGGCAGCUGAUAAGGUGUAUGCGCUAAAGUUAAGUGUUGUUUCUAACCCACUAAAAGAGACAACCUCUGUUAAGCAACAGCCAGAGGUCGAGGUUGUAUCCAAUAGGAAGUUUUCACAUGUGCUGUCUCUAGACGCACAUCCGACGGAACCAUGGAUACUGACGACCAAUCAAGCAGGAGAGGUUGCUAUUUGGGACUACCAAGUGCAGGCCAUAGCUAAAUCCUUUGACUUCACACAGAGACCAGUUUACUCUGCUAAAUUCAUUGCGCGAGAGGAAUGGAUUGUCGCUGGCGAUGGCUAUGGGAUGAUCUAUGUAUACAAUUACCAUACAAAGGAAGAAGUUACAAGCAUCGAAGCUCAUGAUAGUGAUAUCACGUCUUUGGAUGUGCAUCCCACUGAUCCUCUUGUGCUCUCUUCGUCCGAGGAUCACCUGAUAAAGCUCUGGAACUGGCGGAAGAAGAACUGGAAGUGUAUUCGAACGUUUGAGGGACACUCCGACAGAGUAAAACACAUAAAUUUUAACCUAAUGGACACCAACAGUUUUGCAACUGCAUCUUUGGAUCACACAAUCAAGAUCUGGAACAUUUCUUCUCCUGAGAGCAAAAUUACAAUGUCUGAUCACCCGGACGGGCUGCUUUGUGUUCACAGUUACACAAUUGAUAUGAGGCAAUAUUUGAUCGCCGGAUCAUGGGAUGGGACUGCACAAAUAUGGGACAUGCAGACGGGAAGACUUGUUCAAACGCUCAAAGGGCAUGUACGUCAUAUUAGUUGUGUCUACCAUCACCCAGAACUUCCUGUAGUAAUCACAGGUUCACAUGAUGGGACUGUUCGUUUAUGGAACUCCACUACCUACAGGCUCAAAAGUAUAGUUGGUAUUAACCUUGGUGUAGUUCAUGCUCUUGAAUAUAUCAAAGACUUAAGAAGGAUUGUGGUUGGUUGUCACCAAGGAAUAGCCAUUAUGGGAUUGAACUACAGUUAA
Molecule: messenger RNA, 3006 nt
Organism: Miscanthus lutarioriparius
Lineage: Eukaryota; Viridiplantae; Streptophyta; Magnoliopsida; Poales; Poaceae
Source: the annotation of a GenBank genome assembly